Molecule: messenger RNA, 2098 nt
Organism: Acaromyces ingoldii
Lineage: Eukaryota; Fungi; Basidiomycota; Exobasidiomycetes; Exobasidiales; Cryptobasidiaceae
Exons: 2
Coding region: 281-1882 (533 amino acids)
Source: RefSeq, a predicted model, not a curated record
GCGUCGGAUCUCACUGGCCGGUUGCUUGUCCCGUGGUCGUCCUGCUGCUGCUGCUGCUGCUGCUGCUGCUGCUGGGCGACAGAUGCAACCAUGCCACCAUCCAUCGCAGCAGAGGGCGUUACGAUGGCGAUGGACGAGGCCGUCUUUCGCAACGCCGAUGGCCGGCCUCUGACGCUCGCCAACCUGCCGCAUCUCGCGGGCGACGAAGCCGAGUUCCGCCGUGUGGUCGUCGACACCGAGUCGGAGCUCGCCCGUCUGCAGUGUGGUCUUGCCUGGUCCGAUGUGGCGUCUGUGUUUCCCUUUAGCGACAAGUGGACCUCCCAGGUCGUGCUCAGACCGCGCUCGUGAGUCAAACACUCAUCUCUGCCGACCUGGAAAGGGCACAAGCCGGCCGGCUGAUGCUUCGCCCACCCGCACGCACACAUGCAGCCGCACCCACCGGCACGAAUACGUGGUGCGUGCGUCCAAGGAGGGCCUCCGCCGCGCCCUCGUCCAUGGCCUGGCGCGCAACGAGCUCAUGCGGUCUGUGAGCGUGGAUCGCACUGAGCCCGCGCCCAGCGGGGGCGGCAGCCCCGUUGCCAAGCGCUGGUACGCUGUCAUGAAGCUCGACGAAAGGAUGGAGCAUCUGCUCAUCGACGACGAGGUGCCGCUGCCGUCGCCCGCACACGCGCAGCAGCCGUGGCCAGACAUGAGCGCCAUCAAGAGCAGCGACGAGGAGGACGGCGCGCGCGUCCAGCCGCCUGGUCCAAUGUCUUAUUUUACCAUCGUCCACAGCUCCGACGAUCCCACCCGGUGCGGGCUCGUCUACACGAUGCACCACUGCAUCUUUGACAUGAUGUCGCUCGGCAUGUUCAUUGCCGACAUCGACGAGCACCUCUGCAGCGGCCACGUUGCGCGCCAUGCCGUGCUGCCCCCUCCUGCGUCGUACGGCCCCUACGCUGUCUGGCGCUUCCUCUACCCCUCGACCGAGCAGCACCAGGCCCACGUCGACAGCAACGCAGACCGGCUCGCGGGCAUCGCAGACGGCGGCGGCGGCAUGUGGCCGCCCCAGCGGGCUCACGGCUGGAUGCGCGGCAACGACGCUGGCUGGGAGGUCUAUGCGGACGCUGGUGCGCGCCGUGUUCCACUCUGCGAUGAUGCGACCAAAUCCAUUGGCCGUUCAGGUGACUUUUUUGCCCUGGCCAUGCCAAACCUCGCCCAGCUCCGCGCACAGCACGGCGUCUCGGCUUCCAAGGUCGCCAAGGCGGCCCAGAUCCUCGUCAACAUGCGCAGGUCGGGCGCCAGGCAGGCCGUUUUCGUCGGUGCCGAGGGGGGACGCAUGGUCAAGGGCGUCGCACCAGCCGGCCUCGACCUGCUCGCGGUCAGGGGCCCCGUCGUGGAGCUGUCCUGGACGCGGAUGGGCAUCGAGGCGGACGAGACGACCCUCGACUUUCUGCAGCGGGUCCAGCGGCUGCAGGCACAGCAGAGCGCCCAUGCGCACUGCAGCGAGGCCGCAGUCAUGGCGCGCCUCAGCGACAACGACGUCGCUUUUCUGCGCCAGUGCGCGCCCCGCCAGGUCUUCAACUGGGCCCCGCCGGCGCAGCGCGGCCAUGCACGAAUCACGCUGACGAAAUUCGAGGGCAGAUCCGACUUUGGCAUCUCGUGGGUCUUUAGACUCGUCCGAGAGCAGGAGCAAGAGCGGGAGACACAGCAGGAGUCGCAGCUCCUCGUCGUCGAGGCCUCGUGGGACACCUGCCAGCUGAGCGAAGACGAGAUGCGCGAGUGCACGUGCGAGCUGCUGGGCGCUGCACGAUGGCUGAGCGAUCCCAACAAUGCGAGGCGGCCCGUCGCAGAAUGCAGCUUCGACAGCAGCGGGUGCUUUCGGUACACGGGCCCACCCUGAUUGCCUGCGCACAUAAACUUACAUUAGGCUCUCAUAGAGUGAUUACGUUGCUAGACUAGGCUCUCAUAGAGGUCCGCGUUGCUAUACUAGGCUUUCAUAGAGUACCGUGUUGCUAUACUAGGCGUUCAUAGAGGUCCACACUAGACUAGGCUCUCAUAGAGUUCAAGGUCGUUAAUAAAGUGGUCUGUCCCGUUCGAUGUGCACAAGUCAAUUGAA